CGAAUCCUAUUGCCAUUCAAUAACGGAGUCAACACUAACUUCACGUUAGAGGCCACUAAUGAUAACUGUUAUCAAUGGUCAUCUUCACGUCUGGAUGUGGCGAGUGUUGAGACAUUGGAUGAGACGAAGAGCUGCUCACGAAAAGCAGUCGUUUCUGUUGUGUCAACGGUUGCCAAACGUCAGUCAUCUGUAGUGACGGCCACUGAUAAUGCUUCGGGUUCUGUUAUUCGGUGUGAUGUGGAGAUCGAUGUCAUCGAUUCCAUCGAAAUCGUCACCACUUCUCAUGAGAUUGUUUUGGAAGACUUACCGGAAAUACUGGAAGUGAAGGCUAAGAAUGAUAAGAAUGACACGUUCACAUCAGUCGCUGGCAUUCAGUUUGAGUGGACUCUGAGUCCCGUUGAUAUACUCAGAUACAGGACGUGGUCCUCCUCUUCAUAUACCGGCCCACCUUUCGUCCACUUUUGGGAAUCACGUGAACUGAAAGGGUCGGCCAUUCUUAUAGAAGGCAUUCGCACGGGUUCUGCGAAAGUGACGGCCCGUAUAGUCGGUGAUGACUACAAGAAGGUAAAGACGGCUGAAAUCACGCUUCAUGUGGUGGCAAAUCUGGGACUCAUUCCUCCUAAUGUCGUAUAUUUGAUGAGAGGAUCAAAGAUUGAGUUCAAGGCAGAGAUGGCUAAACAGGGCCCUCGAGUGGCACUCACUCUCCCUUCACCCCAAUAUUACCUCAAAGUGUUGGACCCAAAGAUCGCACAGUUAGACGAACAGAGCAGUCAAGUAGAGGCCGUCAAAGAAGGACAUACAUCGCUGUUAUUGCUGGACAGGAAUGUGGCCACAAGUGAGAGCUCACGACAGCCCACGACUGACAUCCAUGUCAUGCCUCCCAGUUAUGUCUCCAUUCACGUGACGCCGGGAGAGAACUUUGCGUUGUGUGAGUUCACCAGUUAUGUCAUCACAUUCACCAUACAUGACGACUGGCACCACCGACUCUAUCCGGCCGCCAAUCUUCUCCUCAAAGUCACCUUUCCGUCCCGUUAUUUCCAUAUCAACGAGUCCUCCACUAAUGGCACCUUUCAUGUCAUCCGGACCAUCAAUUCAGGCAAUUGCAAGAUAACGGCCCAACUGUUAGGCGCAGGAACUGCUAAACUACCGGUUCCUUUGGAAGUGUCACAAGAAGUUACAAUAUAUCGAACACUUCUCUUAACUCCAAAUCUGAUUCUAUUGCCAUGGAUUCCAUCUGUGAAGCCUUCAUACACGGUAUACGUGACGGCCAGUGGGGCCACCGGUCAAUACCGAUGGGUUACGAACAACAGUUUGGUUGCGACCGUUAAAUACAAACAGGAUUUGUCUUCUCGUGUCACUGUUGUGACCAAAACAGAAGGAGAGGCUCUCAUCAGUUGCCAAGACGUCCACAACUCUGUCUUCUCGGCUAAUAUGAGAGUGUCGGUGCAGCCAUUAGUGGACAUCGAAAUACUUCCCGUUAUUUUGGAGACACACAUCGGCGGGACUGUUGUUCUCCCGAUCGCUGUUUAUGGCUAUGAAUCGGAAUCGACUAAAACUAAACGUGUUUUUGACGACUGCUCGCAAAUACCAUUUGAAGUGGAAAUUAUUGAGAAGACUCGCGUCCGAUACGACCCCAACAAUGUAGUGGCGGGCGUUGGGAAGCGGUCGUGUAGGAGUCUGGCCUUUGAGUGCAUUUCUACUGGAAAUACUAGAGUUUGGAUUAGAUAUGGAAAGGAACAGUUGAGCACAACUGCUAUAAUUGGGUGUCAUUUGCCUCUCAAAGCUGUUCAUCCCGAAGAGAUUGCGAUCAUGUCUUUGGGCGCCAGUAUUGAUGUGGCGUUUGAAGGCGGGCCCCGUCCCUGGACUCUCCACCCGGAGGGACAUUACUCUAGAUUGACAUCUUCCGAGUCAUCGAUUGUGUCAUCGCAUGAGAUCGUCGAUCGGUAUCGUUAUAACAAAGAUCUGCACGUAUUUCGUGUCAAAUGUCUCCAAUACGGGGAGACAUUGCUUGAGUUAGAUGUCGGCAAUUUGGCGUCGCCUACACUCCCCAAUCCGGCCAAUGCUAGGGCUGACAUCAAAAUUCUGUGCAGUCGUCCCGCGUCUCUCAUCAUUAAACCCAAACUGAAGUCUUCGUGUCCUUUGUCUGCACCGCAAGACUCGGUAUUUCCGGUCGAAAAGAAUCAAAACACGGAAAUAGAAGUGGAUGUACGCGACGACUCC
Oppiella nova is the source of this 2220-nucleotide messenger RNA. The record is from the annotation of a GenBank genome assembly. Lineage: Eukaryota; Metazoa; Arthropoda; Arachnida; Sarcoptiformes; Oppiidae.